Molecule: messenger RNA, 4399 nt
Organism: Mustela lutreola (European mink)
Lineage: Eukaryota; Metazoa; Chordata; Mammalia; Carnivora; Mustelidae
Product: mucin-2-like
Exons: 6
Coding region: 77-4399 (1440 amino acids)
Source: RefSeq, a predicted model, not a curated record
GCCGGGCUGGUGGGUGGCUGUCCCCUCCUGCCCCUGCCCCGAGGGUGUCAGUCUGCAGGUGUUAGUCACUGGCUACAUGGGCACUGAGAAAUGCCAGCUGACCUUUGCAGGCCGAGAACCACCGCUCCCCCGGGGCGGGCCCUGCCUCUCCAGGGAAGCUCAGCAAGGCGUGUCCUCACCACCCUCCCUGGUGCCGGCAGCCGGGCUGGGUUCAGUCACUGGGACUCCUUCAGGGGGUGAGGAGCGCAGGUCGGGAGGCAGGAGCAUGGGCUGGGAGGGCCCCGGGCACCCGGGCCACCCGCGCGGGCACCUGCUGCCUCUGGCUGUGAGCUUCCUCCUCCUCGUCUGUGGGCCAGCUGAGACCAUGACCAGAACCUCCACUCCUGGAAGACAGAACAACCUGACUGUCACCUCGGCCUCCAGCCCUGAUAGCAGGGUGACAGCUGAUGCUCAAGUGUCCUUACCCCACCCAGGACACAACACCAGCACGGCUGCCCCUGGGGGCUCCAAGCACCCCACAGCACCCCUUCCCAGCAACCCAACAGCCACAGCACAGACCCAGGCAGGCUCAGUUCAGUCCACCAGUGAAGCCCGGCACACGCAGCAGGCAGAGACAAAUCCUAGAGUGGCAUCAAACGUCACGGAAACCGCUGUCAGCCCUUCUCCUGCUGUGGAUGUCCCUGAGCUCCCCACUCUGAAGAGCAGCCCCCCCCAAAGAACUUCACCCGGAGAAACCACGGAAGCGAGACGUGGCCCCAUCACCCAUCAGCAGAAUGUCCCCACUGGUAUCACGGUGACAGGAAGCGGCAGUGCGGGGAGCAGCUGGGCCAGGAUCAGACCCUCCCCAGAAAGCCCAGCCUCCUCUGAGACACCCACAGGUGUGAGUCCGAUGGCAAAAAGUGUCCCCGUCACCUCUGCAGCUGAGACAGGGACAGACACUAGUUCACGUACUCCAGGAGGGACACACUCGUCACCUGAGACCUCAUCUAGAGAGACUCCAGACGCCAGGGAACCGGCGAGCCCAGGACAGACUCUGUCCCACAUUGGACGUCCCUUGGCCUCCCCUGAGCCUGGUUCUGAGGGAGACACCACGCUGACCUCCCGUGUGCCUCUGCUGUCACUUCCUUCAGAUCUACGUGAUCAAGGGUCAGGCUCCAGCACAUUCUCAACGCAGAGACUUACCGCUCCCCUGAUCACAGGGACCCCUUUCCUCAUGACACCAAGAAAUACAGCAAGUCCUGGAAAAGUCACAAGUCGGACCUCUGCCCAGGCCCAUCCCUCUCCCUCGGGGGAAGGGACUGCGGGGACGCUGCCCGCCCUCAGCACCUCCCCGGAAGCCCCAGACUCAGCCAGGACUCUGGCUUUGGAGCUGUCAGGUGGCCCCACAGCCCUCAGCACCACCAGCGUCUCCAGAGUGAAACCUUCCCUUUCUCCAUCGCCCUCCUCUGCCUUGGAGACCCACACAGACUCAGCGGGCCCUGAGUUUCCUACAACUUCUUGGUCAUCUCGGACCUCCCCCUUUACUUCCGUGGCAGCGAGGUCACAGCCCCACACGAGCACACUUCAUUAUCCCACUGCCCUUCGCAACAGUGCCUGGCUGGAGACCAGUCCCAGCCUUGAGACAAAGUCCCCUCUGGCACCAAGUGCCAUUCCAGCCGCUGCCACUCCUCCUGCUGCGACGGGUGUGGCUCUAAGAUCAAGUGUCCUAAACACCGGCUCCAUGGGAGGGAGGUCUCCGAAGGAACCUUCAACGGCCAUGUUCCCAACACAGAACACGAGAGGCCCAGCCGCCGUUGGUGCCACAGCUUCCAGCAGGGUGCAACCCGCGAGGGGAGAUGGUGGCGACCGAAAGUUGGGAACUACCCAGCUUCUCCCUGGAACCCCAUCCCCACCUGAGACAUCCAUGUCCUCCUCACCUAGGAAGACCCCAGCCAGUACCAAUACGGGGAAGAGCCCCACCAUUGCCCCGGGUACGUCAGCCCCAUCAGUGGGGCCAAAAGAUGGUACAGUCUCUCCAUCCAGCCCCCUGCGGGCAUCAGCAGACUCCUCGAGCUUCAGCCUCGGAGCGCACACCCGUUCAGAGCGUCCCAGCGCAGUGGUGGAAACCGGCUCUGACCCACCCCUCACCUCCGCCUCCAGGAAGACCACCACGGCUGUAUCAAUAGCAAAAAUGGACACGAAGGAAACAUCUGACUCUUCUGGAUCACCCCCCGAGAUGUCCGUUCCCGGAAAGACCAGCCCCCGUGGUACCUCCUACGUCACCCCUCUGGGUCUCAGAGCGACACAAACAGCUCAUGUCACCUCCUCCCGCCCAGUGAAGGAGCUCAGAACUGUGGACACCUAUGUAAAAACAGAGUCUGCCAGCCCAGUGACUCACCCUGAAAACCCCCAAACCCCAAGGCCACCUGGUCCCACCCACCCAGCCACAAUAGCAGGGACCAGCACAGACACAGCUGAACGCUCCACUGCAUCCCAGGGCCCAGAUCUGGCAGAAAAGUCCCCUGGAUUCGGGACACAGUCAAUCCCAGGACCAGCGUCUGGAGUGGCCACUGCCUCCCCUACCUCCAGAAACAGCACCUGGGAACUGACCUCUGAUGCCGCAGGUGAGUCCUUGACCCCAACGACCAAUAAGGAGAACACAAUCACUUCUUGGCUGUGGGCUCUCACUACGUCUCUCCCUGUGGCCACGUGGCUAAGCACGAGCUCCACGGAGGAUACAGCCUCGACUGCACCUGACAUCUCAAGUCCAAGUUCAUCCGAGACGUUUACUACGUCUACACCUGUACCUUCCUAUGAACUUUCAAGUGUGGGGGUAGACAGCAGUGCUCUCCCAGAAAAGGAUUUGACCUCUGUGGGCCAGCCCCUGGGAGGGGGUACAGACAUGGCCUCCCAGCAGCUCACCGUGGGCCCAGAACCAAGUGCACCGACGUCAUUGAUCUAUCCAUCCCCCGAUAUCACAACCAGAGAUGUCACAACCUGGGGGACAAGAGGCAGCACCGGUGUGUCUAAAUCCAGACCUCCAGACCCCCCCAGCACAGAAGCUGGGCAGAGCGCAUCGCCACCCCUCCCCGCUACUCCGACAGAGCCCACCUCCCCAGCAGCACUCACCGCUUUGACAUCCGAGAAGGGAUUCACAGCUUCAGAGGCAGCAAGACCGGUCAGCUCCGUGUCUCAAGCUGAGACAAGCUCACCCCCACGGUGGUCUACUGAGGCUCAGCAUCUCACUGCCCGCUCUGUGGAAACCAGCAGAGGGGUGACUCGGACAUCUGGCCACGGAAAAGCCACAGCCGAACUGAGAACAAGUUUAGAUGUCAAAGGGAAUUCAUCUCUGUCUUUAACUCCAAGCACUCCUCGAAGGCAAAGCAGCCCCUGGUCAGAAUCUUCAGUGACCAUAAGCAGAUUGGGGCCAGGAUCCUCUUCUUCAGCCUCUGCUGUGUCCCCCGAGGUGACCACUGCAUUGGGCAUUUCCCCCACAAUGGGGGAAACCGCUUCCUCCUCGGUGUCUGUACUGCAGGGCACGAGAUCUUCCUCGUCUCCUCCAGGGGCCACAUCUUCCGUGGACACUGGGGAGGAUGCGGGGACAAGCUCUACCAUGUCACAGUCCAGCUCAUCCUCUGGAUGGGGGGUCAGUUCCUCUUACACAUCCCUUCCCGUUAGCAACAGCCCUGAUUCUUCUGAUCUGUCCCCCACAGCAGUGACCCGGGCCUCUCCCUUAGACCCCACAGUCUCAACUUGGGUCUCUUCUUCAGCAUUUACCAACAUUCUGGCACAGACCAGCCACCCCUCUGCCAAGACUAGAAACCCAGGGCUAGAGGACAGCAGCCUCGGAGUGGAGACUGACCUGGCCAGAACCUCAUCAGGACUCUUAACCUCUUCUGAAGCCGAGACAGAUCCCCCCCGGACAUCCACCUCUGUACCGUCAGGGGCCCCACUCCACAGAGGCACUGAUGGGAAUGUGGUGUCCAUUACUAACUUCCCCACAUAUGAAAGUUCCUCAUCGCUGAACACUGAUCCUUCAACAUCCAUGACCGUGGAUGACCCUACAGGGACUCAGGACUCUGUGACAACCCCCACUGGGGAGCUGAGUGAGGGAACAAAUGGAGCCACCACGUGGUCACUGGGUGACCCUACAUCUCUGGUGAAGAUCAUCAGACUGGUCACAGGCCUGUCCACCAGAAGCCCAGGAACAUCUGAGGAUAUCAUAAACCCAAGCUCCAGGGAGCCCAGCAGCAGCCACAAGACCAGAACCACUGUGGGAACUUCCUUUAGGGAGACUACAAAAGAGAUUGCCUCCACAGACGCUGUUGUGGGACCUGCCACCCUUCAAUCCCUGACCACAGGAAGUGGCAGCACCAGACUCCUUCACUUGCCCACACAAACUGUGGUGCCAGCAGACUGA